UUCACUUAUGAAAUGAGGAAGUGUUCUAACCGGUCGUGUUAGUUACUUUAAACAUUGUUCACCACACUGCUCAGUGAUAAAGAACAACGGGAGUGGCGGAGAUGGCAGGGAUUUGGCUCUCUCCGGAUCUUCUGCUGUGGAUUUUAGUGAUAGCUCAGACAGGUCAAACACAAAUGACGACGACUACAAUUGUAUCUUCCACAACUCCGGCGACAACGGUCACGAUUCAAACAUCACCUGCAACGACUGCUUACCCAUGGAUUAUAACCAAUUCAUCGACUACGGCAGAUUUAAGUAUAACAACAUCUACAACUGAAUCAACAACUUCCACAACUCCAGUGACAACAGUCACGAUUCAAACAUCACCUGCAACGACUGCUUAUCCAUGGAUUAUAACCAAUUCAUCGAAUGCGGCCCUGCGUCUGGUCGACAGCCAGUACAGCUGCCAGGGGCGGGUGGAGAUACUUCAGAAUGGCACAUGGGAGAGCGUAUGCUUCUAUUACCCAUCCAUUAGCUAUGCUGUGUGCCAGGAGUUGGGUUGUGGCCAAUCAAUUUUUUACAAUUAUUACUAUGUGGAAGGGUAUAAUACCGCGUGGUCCGCCUCAUGCACGGGAUUAGAGAAAUCAAUGUCCCAGUGCACGCUGUCACGGCAAAACCAGUACUGUAAUGGUGCAUACUGGGACCCAACAAAGAGCUACGUUUCAUGUUCAGCUGCAGGGCUCCGUCUGGUUGGAGGUGCCAACCGCUGUGAGGGCCGCAUGGAAGUCUACAAAAAUGGCGUGUGGGGAGAGCUCUGCAGCUCCACUGUGAACAGAGACAUCGCAGACGGCAUUUGCCGUCUGCUGGGCUGUGGCUGGAGCCUUGCUUAUGGUAGUAACGUGUCGGCAUUUGGACUCGGACAGGGAACCAUCUUCCCAGAUAACCUAUCCUCACCUGGCAACAGAAUAUAUGAUAACCUUGUAUACGGAACUAACAAUUGCAACCUUUCACAGACAGCUGCCAUCAUUUGUGAAGCAUCCGGGAACGGAAACCAAUCGCUGAUCAUAACUGGAUCAACGAAUGAUAUGAUUCAUCUGGUUGACCGUGAAAUGGAAUGUCAAGGUCGCGUGGAGAUAUUUAACAAUGGAGAAUGGGGAGCAGUAUGCGGAAGCACUUCCUACAUGGGCUACGUUGCCUGCCGUGAAUUGGAAUGUGGAUAUGAAAUAUCGUCCACACGUUACAACACUCCACUACCAGUGCCCACGUUGAGUGUUCAGUGCGACAUUGCUGCAAAUAAUAUAUCGGAAUGCAAUGUGACACCAAGAAAUAAGUAUGACUGUUUACAGGACGGAUAUUACUACACUCUUUGCUCAGCGAAAGGACUCCGUCUUGUGGGUGGAACAAAUCGCUGUGAGGGCCGGGUGGCGAUUUCUAGAAAUGGUGUUUGGAAUGAAAUCUGUGAUUCAACUGUCGACACUCAAGAUGCAGACAUGAUUUGCCGUCUGCUCGGCUGCGGUUGGAGUGUAGCCCAUGGAAUGAUGUCGCAGUUUGGUGUUGGAGCUGGAACAAUAUUGCCUGAUAAUUUAGUUUGCUCACCUUAUCCGAAUCAAAUAUUUGACUGUUUGCAGUUUGGGACAAAUAAUUGCAGCCAACUUCAAACAGCAGCAAUAAUCUGCGAGGCUUCAGGGACUGCAAACCCUCAAGUGAUUGUCACCGGAACGGAAAAUGGAACAAUUCGGCUUGUGGAUCGUGAAAUGAAUUGCAGAGGCCGAGUAGAAAUAAUGAACAACGGCACCUGGGGCUCAGUUUGUGACGCUGGCUGGACUUUAGGUGCUGCUGAUGUUGUGUGCCGACAAAUGCAAUGUGGGAAUGCUGUCGAUAACCAGGCCUACUAUGGCAAGGGCCCCAGCCCCAAGUGGACAGCCACGUGUGGGUCAUUGGAAGAUUCUCUCUUCAAGUGCACACUGACCGAAGGAAAUCCAAACUCUUGCACUCGGAUAUCAGAUGCCGGUGUUCAAUGUACAGGUGCAGGACUGCGUCUCAUAAAUGGAAGGAACCGCUGCGAGGGACAGGUAGAAGUCAUCAAGAGCUCUGUGUGGAGCAGAGUGUGCAGCUCCGCGUUGGACACUCACGGCGCAGAUACGAUCUGCCGUCUUCUGGGCUGUGGGUGGAGUUUGUCUCACGGAAGCUUGACCCAGUUUGUGAAUACGUCCGCGACAAUCCUCUCGGACAACGUCGCGUGCGCAGCGUUCCCAAAUACUAUAUUUGACUGCCUUCAAACAGGGACACAAAAUUGCAGCAAUAUGGAAACUGCCGCCGUAAUUUGUGAAGCUGCUGAACCUACAAGCCCACAAUUGAUCAUAACUGCAAGUGUAGAUGGAACAAUUCAGCUGGUGGAUAGAGACGUGAUGUGCCAGGGAAAGGUGGAAAUCUACAACAACGGUUCUGUGAGCACUCUCUGCAGAGACAAUUGGAAUGAGUACCAACGUGAGAUUGUGUGCCAGCAGUUGAAUUGUGGCAGCAGUGCACAGCGUUACGACUACUGGAACGAGCAAUAUUACUUUGGCAUUGGCCGGGGGACUUCACAGCAUGUUCAGUGUGGAGGCACAGAGCAAGCGCUCACCGAUUGCACGCUGUCUCCGGAAAACUCCUUCACGUGUACCAACAAGGGGACGGCCGGCGUUGUGUGUACCGCUGCAGGGCUCCGUCUGGUUGGAGGUGCCAACCGCUGUGAGGGCCGCAUGGAAGUCUACAAGAAUGGCGUGUGGGGAGAGCUCUGCAGCUCCACUCUGAACAGAGACAUCGCAGACGGCAUUUGCCAUCUCCUGGGCUGUGGCUGGAGCCUUGCUUAUGGUAGUAACGUGUCGGCAUUUGGACUCGGACAGGGAACCAUCUUCCCAGAUAACCUAUCCUCCAUUACUGUCAGCAUAUUUUCAAGUCUCCGGGAUGGAACAAACAAUUGUAGCUAUGACCAGACAGCUGCCAUCAUUUGUGAAGCUGCUGGGACUGCAAACCAUUCUUUGUUUGUAACUGGAUCAACAAAUGGAAGAGUGCGUCUGGUGGACCGUGAGUUGGAAUGCCAGGGCCGCGUGGAAGUGUUUCACAACGGCUCCUGGGGCACGUUGUGUGGGUCCAGCUGGGAUGUGUGUGGCGAGUUGCAAUGUGGAAGUCUCGUGAAUGCCAUCACGCACCAUGGCUUAUUGCAGCGUCCAACAUGGAACGCCCAUUGCAGUGGCGUGGAGCAGAGUCUUGCCGACUGCGCCCUGACGCCAGGAAACAAGCAUGAUUGUGCACUUAGUGGAUAUGCUGGCGUCGUUUGUUCAGCCGCUCGCGUUCGACUUCUGGGAGGCAACAGCAGAUGUGAGGGUUUGUUGGAGGUCUACAGGAACGGAGCCUGGGUCGGGCUUUGUAGCUCAGUGCUGGAUUACCAAGACGCCGAUGUGAUCUGCAAGUCUCUCCACUGCGGAAAAGCAUCGUUCGUUGGAAACACAACCGAGUUUGGCCUCGGAUCCACUUCUGUUCUUUCACAAAGCGUUGCUUGCGUUAAAACUGCAACUUCCAUUGGAGAUUGCAGUUGGCUUGACUCCGUACCGUGUCAUUAUACACAAGCGGCCUCUGUGAUUUGUGCAGUUCCUGUGGAGAAAACAAUAGUCUUUUCAGGAUAUGAUGGAGUCAUAUUGUCUAACAAUUUUACCAUGGAUGACAAGUCCCUGACCUAUACAUUUCUAAUACAAUCCAGAUCUCCAAAUGUAAUAAAAAUUAAAAUUGAGAACAUAAGCUUGCAAGAGAGCAACUCGUGCGUACUGCAACGGCUCGAGGUUUGGGAUGGACAGGUGAGCGAAGGCAACUCCCUGGCUGUGCUCUGUGGGGGAGCCGCUGUUGGCCAACACAUCAAGUCCACGAAACAGGUCAUCUCCUUGGUGUUAAAGACAAGAGGACCGUUAGAUGGUCGAGGAUUCAACAUUAGCUACAGCUCCAUUAAAGUCACAAGGCCUUCAGUACCUGUAACUUGUGGGACGACAUCAGUAAACACACAGAGUCCCUGGGUGGUUCAAAUGCAGAACGUGUACGGCUAUUCCUCUUGCAAUGGUGUGCUCAUUGGAAUUCGAUGGAUACUAACUCCUGCAAACUGUGUUAACAACCGACCAGUUUAUGAGUGGCAAGUGAAUUGGUUGGGAUACCUUAGCGGGUGGUGGGGGUGGUGGAAUUGGGGCUGGUUUGGGAAUAUCGCUGUGGCGAAUAUAUUUGUGCACCCGAAGUACAAUGCCUCCCGCCCUGACUACGACAUCGCUGUGGUGGAAUUAAGUCAAAGCAUACAACCGACGGAGUACAUAAAACCGGCGUGUUUGCCAUACUUUUCUGAAGCCGUGCCUUUUCCCGGAAAAUACUGCUUCCUUCAUUCGACUUCAGGUAGACAAAGUUCACCCUACAGCAUCAUCGACACGAACGAGUGCAAGUCUUUCCAGUUCAACAACAGCGGCAUCACCAGUCGGAUGAUCUGCACCCAGUCCGAACAUUGCGGGGAUAUGUCACCCCAAUACCUGAUGUGUCAAGGUGUGGAUGGCCUGUGGUACGUGGCUGGAAUUGGCAAUCGUCUGGCGCGGUGUGAGCCCAACGGAAUAGAUCUACGCGCCUUCGCAAGGGUUCGGAAAUUCGUAGCCUUCAUUAAAGAAACCUCUGGCCUAGAAGCCUAUCAUCAAGUAUAACUACACAGAGCAACCACAUCAUGGGGUACGGAAGAGAAUGUGGGGCAAUUCAUCAACGAAUUUACCUUAAAUUGGUCACCUAAAUUUGAAGUUAAUCAAGUCAGUAAUUGCCGAUUGAACAUAACACUUAAAAUGAAUGGUAUAUUGAUCAAAAUCUAAAUUCAAUAUUUUACAAUCUUUAAAAAGAAAUGUAUAUUGCAUACUGCUCGGUUACAUGUGGUGUGGACCAAUUUUUUCCAGUGGCCAUAAAACUAAAAAGUACAAACCAUUAAU
This is a messenger RNA of Lethenteron reissneri (Far Eastern brook lamprey), 4958 nucleotides long. RefSeq names its product deleted in malignant brain tumors 1 protein-like. The record is from RefSeq and is a predicted model, not a curated record. Gene Ontology annotation, molecular function: serine-type endopeptidase activity. Gene Ontology annotation, biological process: proteolysis. Lineage: Eukaryota; Metazoa; Chordata; Hyperoartia; Petromyzontiformes; Petromyzontidae. Gene Ontology annotation, cellular component: membrane.